AUGAGCGAGAUCCACUUGGACGCAAAGGCCUUUCAUAGAAGAGCCCGUCUCUUGCUAAACAGUUUCAGUACUGCUAGUGCUGAUUAUGCUGGUGCCGAUGCUCUGUGCUUUAUGGUCGGAUCUGGAGACGAUUCUCCCAUUUAUUCCAAGUCGAUUUCCUUGCAGACUUGGUUAUUCGGAUACGAAUUUCCUGAUACAAUUACUGUGAUAGUCGACGAAAAAUUUUAUUUCUUGACAACCGUCAAGAAAGGUGUUUAUCUCGACGAGCUUCAUCAAGAAAAAGGUGUACCAUUUGAAGUACUUAAGCGCACAAAAGACGAAUCUCACAAUGCAUCCUUUUUCAACACUCUAUUGACAGAAAUUGCUGCUUCAAAAAAUGGAAGCAAACUUGGUGUCAUUACAAAAGACGAGUUUUCUGGAAAGAAUAUUGAUGCAUGGAAAAAAGCUCUUGCUGAAUUUAAAACUCCUUUCACUCAAGUAGAUGUCAGUGCAGCCAUCGCUAUGCUUCUCUCAGUCAAAGAUGAAGACGAACUGAAAACCAUUCGUCUCGCGGCCAGAAUCUCAUCUGCGACCAUGAAAAACUUUUUUAUUCCUCAAAUGUCUGCGAUAAUCGAUGAAGGAAAGAAUGUUUCUCAUGAAAAACUUAUGGGAAUUACAGAAGAUACGCUACUGGAUGAAACUAGAAGCAAAAAGCUUCGACUUCCGCCAGAUGUGAUUCACUCUUUUAUCGACUGGUGCUAUCCCCCCAUAAUUCAAAGUGGAGGAGUGUACGAUCUUCGACCCAGUGCAGCUUCAAACAAAGAUCCAUUACACGAAGGUGUUAUUAUUUGUUCAAUUGGAGUUCGAUACAAAACAUAUUGCUCAAAUGUCGGACGUACAUUUUUGAUGAAUCCCACUCAGGAUCAAGAAAGUAACUACAAGAUUCUGUGUGACCUACAGUCAUAUCUGCUAUCCAUUAUGAAGGACGGAAUUUUGUCUAAUGAGGUGUACAUCAAAGCAUUGGACUAUAUUCAAGAAAAACGUCCAGAUUUAAAGGCACACUUUACAAAGAAUUGCGGGUUUGUUAUUGGAAUUGAAUUUCGUGAAUCUCAAUUGCUUCUUGCACAAAAAACAUCUCGGCCUUUAAAGGCUGGCAUGACCUUUAAUCUUUCCAUUGGGUUCCAAGGACUCGUCAACCCAAAAAGCAAAGAUUCCAAGGGAAAAUUAUACUCACUUUAUCUUGCAGAUACUGUCCAAAUUACCAAUGGCACUGCAUUGGUAUUGUCUGAAAUAGAAAAGGAUCUUGGAUCCAUUUCGUACGCGUUUGGGGAUGACGAAGAGGAUGAUGAGGUCAAAAUUGUGGAAAAUUUACCAAAAACUCGCGGAGGAGCUGUUAUUGAAUCAAAGUUGCGUCACGAAUCUGAUCGUGCCACUGCCGAGCAAAGACGCAGGCUUCAUCAAAAGCAACUCGCACAGUCGCGUCAAGAGGAAGGACUGUCUAGAUACAGCGAGAACAAGGAUGAUAAACUCAAGGUUCAGCAGGCAGUGUUUCGUAAAUUUGAAAGCUAUCGCAAGGAUUCCCAGCUUCCUCGCAAUAUCAACGAGCUAAAAAUUCUAGUUGAUCGUCGGUCUGAAACCAUUAUCCUACCUGUUUUUGGUCAGGCCGUUCCGUUUCAUGUUUCUACUUUAAAAAAUGUCAGCAAGAGCGAUGAACAGGACUUUGUACUGCUCCGCUUCAAUUUUAUUACUCCAGGUCAAUCGACAGGAAAAAAGGAAGGCCCUAUGCCAUUUGAAGAUCCCAACGCUACCUUUGUGCGAUCUUUGAGCUACCGUAGCAAUGACAUUGGCCGAUUUACAGAGAUUUACAGAGAAAUCAAUGAACUCAAAAAAGAAAUGCAAAAGCGCGACGCUGAGCGACUGGAAAUGGCCGACUUGGUUGAGCAGGCAAGUCUUAUGGAAGUCAAAGGUCGUCGUCCCACUCGAUUGCCUGACGUGUUUGUUCGACCGGGUCUCGAGGGAAAACGAUUUCCUGGUGACCUAGAAAUCCAUUUGAAUGGCUUGAGAUAUCAAUCUCAAUUGAAAAGCGAUCAGAAAAUCGACAUUUUGUUUUCCAAUGUUAAGCAUCUUUUUUUCCAGCCGUGUGAUGGCGAAUUGAUUGUUUUGCUUCAUGUCCACUUGAAAACCCCAAUCAUGCUGGGCAAAAAGAAAACAAAAGAUAUUCAAUUCUACCGUGAAGUUUCUGAUGCUAGCUUUGACGAAACUGGAAACAGACGCCGGCGUGUAAAUUAUGGCGACGAAGACGAACUUGCGCAAGAGCAGGAAGAACGCCGUAAACGUUUACAACUUAACCGAGAGUUUCAACAGUUUUCAGAGCGGAUCGGUGAAAUGAGCAAAAAAAAGGUAUUGGUUGAUGUCCCGCUUCGAGACGUGGCCUUUUCAGGUGUUCCUUUCCGUCAACUCGUCACAUUGCAGCCCACUACAGACUGUCUGGUUCAUCUAUCCGAUACGCCAUUCCUUGUAAUUCCUGUAAAAGACAUUGAGAUAGCGCAUCUUGAGCGUGUUCAGUUUGGCCUCAAAAACUUUGAUUUGGUAUUUGUGUAUAAAGAUUUUCACAAAGCUGUAUCUCAUAUCAAUACCAUCCCUACAAGCCAAAUUGAAACAGUUCGGGAAUGGUUAGACUCGUCAGAUAUUCCAUUUAGCGAAGGUCCUGUUAAUUUGAGUUGGCCACAAAUCAUGAAAACCAUCAAUGACGAUCCUCGAGCCUUUUUUGAAGAGGCUGGUGGCUGGUCGUUUUUACAGACAGACGGCAGUGAGAAUGGAAGUAGUGAAGAGGAUUCGAUAUCCGAGUUUGAAAUGUCUGGAUCUUCUUCGGCUGGUAGCGAGUCUGAUUCUGAUGAUAGUGAAAAUGAUGGCUCAAACGUUUCAGGAUCCGAUUUUUCAGAAUCAGGAUCGGGCGAGGACGAGUCUGGUGAAGAUUGGGACGAGUUGGAGCGCAAAGCGGCCCAGCAUGAUCGCAAAAGGCAUGACCGGGAGGAAGGUCGAGCUGAUCGUGACGAUGAUGACCGACGCUCUACUAAAAAAGGUCGUCGCUAGUUUAACCUUGUUCCAUGUCCGUAUGAGAAAUUUGAAACAACCCAUUUUGCUACAUCCAUUGUUGUAGACUACUUGAUGUAUGCAAACACUGAGUAAAACGUCACUAUUGCAAUGUAUGUCAGAUUGGAUUGAUCCUACAUACUACAUUGUGAUGCAAUAAAUAUGCGAAUCUAUUUCUGUCG
This is a messenger RNA of Batrachochytrium dendrobatidis JAM81, 3254 nucleotides long. RefSeq names its product chromatin-remodeling protein SPT16. Gene Ontology annotation, molecular function: nucleosome binding. Gene Ontology annotation, biological process: transcription elongation by RNA polymerase II. NCBI's taxonomy places the organism in Eukaryota, Fungi, Chytridiomycota, Chytridiomycetes, Rhizophydiales. The transcript has 17 exons. Gene Ontology annotation, cellular component: FACT complex. The coding region runs from base 1 to 3072 and encodes 1023 amino acids. The record is from RefSeq and is a predicted model, not a curated record.